Messenger RNA from Plasmopara halstedii, 1194 nucleotides. RefSeq names its product Protein containing a U1-type Zn-finger and implicated in RNA splicing or processing. The transcript is spliced from 2 exons. Gene Ontology annotation, molecular function: double-stranded DNA binding. Gene Ontology annotation, cellular component: nucleus. Gene Ontology annotation, biological process: DNA damage response; DNA replication. The record is from RefSeq and is a predicted model, not a curated record. Lineage: Eukaryota; Oomycota; Peronosporomycetes; Peronosporales; Peronosporaceae. Bases 1 to 1194 code for a protein of 397 amino acids.
AUGGGCAAGCAUGAUUUCCUGACGCCGAAAGCUAUCGGCAUUCGAAUGAAAGCUAAAGGGCUCCAAAAGCUUCGAUGGUUCUGCCAAGUGUGUCAAAAACAAUGUCGUGAUGAAAAUGGUUUUAAGUGCCACACAACCUCCGAGGCACAUCAGCGACAAAUGUUGAUUGUGGCUAACAAUCCAAACAAGUUCAUGAGUGGGUAUAGUGAAUUGUUUGAAGAGGCAUUUCUUGAGAACUUGAGACGUCGGCAUGGCACUAAGAGGAUGCGAGCCACUUACGUGUAUAAUGAAUAUAUUGCCGACAAGCUUCAUGUUCAUAUGAAUGCAACACGAUGGACGACGCUAAGUGGCUUUGUUCAAUAUUUGGGACGUUCGGGCAAGUGCGUAGUUGAUGAAACAGAAAAGGGCUGGCAUAUUCAAUACAUUGACAGAGAUCCAAAAGCAAUUGCGAGACAGCAAGAGUUGGAAAAGAAAAAGAAAAUGGAGCUUGAUCAUGAGGAGAGAAAUCGACUCUUUAUUGAGCGACAAUUGAAAAUUGCUAGUGAAAAAGACGGCGUUGAGACGCAAAUACAGCCAACAAAAUUGCAGCGUGGGGAGCACGGUGAAAAAAUUAAAUUGUCACUAGGUGUGAAGAAAGAGAGCAGAAAGAUGGAAGACAUGAAAACGGUCGCUUUCAAAGACAAAAGCACAAAGAUGUUUCAAGAAACGGAGAGAUUUGAAACGGUGGAGAAAAGCUCGAAUAAACGACAAGCUAUUGACGCGAUUAUGGAGGAAGAAGAAAGACAAAGAGAGGAAAAGAGACGACAGCUGAAAAACGAGUCGAAGCGGCAGCGAAAAGAAAAUUGGAUUACUACUGGGAUUGUGAUCAAAGUGAUGAACAAGACACUCGGUGACGGUGCUUAUUACAAGUGCAAAGGAGUGGUGGAGGACGUUAAGGACAAGUUUUGCGCGACAGUAAAGUUGUUGGACUCUGGUGAUGUACUACGACUUGAUCAGGAGGAUCUCGAGACAGUCAUUCCGAAACCAGGACGUAAGGUUCAAAUCGUAAACGGACUUGGUCGGGGCUGCACAGCAAAACUACUGGAGAUUUCAGUAGAUAAUUUCUGCGCACGUAUUCGAAUUGACUCGGGCCCGCAUCGAGGAGAGAUUUUAGAUGGGGUUGAGUACGAAGAUAUCUGCAAAGUAAACGAAUGA